Corythoichthys intestinalis (scribbled pipefish) is the source of this 3083-nucleotide messenger RNA. It is a transcript of the gene lrch4, whose product is annotated as leucine-rich repeats and calponin homology (CH) domain containing 4. Bases 199 to 2319 code for a protein of 706 amino acids. The transcript is spliced from 18 exons. The record is from RefSeq and is a predicted model, not a curated record. NCBI's taxonomy places the organism in Eukaryota, Metazoa, Chordata, Actinopteri, Syngnathiformes, Syngnathidae. Gene Ontology annotation, molecular function: protein binding.
GACAGCUCCGCCCAGCUCUCCCACUCGCAGUUUUUUAGUCGUUGUGGCGAAUGACGCGAUCUCCAGCGUUGUGUGACGGACGGCCACCGCGAUUCUCCGCCACUUUUGGCUUCUUUUCUCGUCAUCGCGUUGAGUCGUCGCCCGUUUUUUUGACGGCUAAGCGAGGCGGACGCAAGUGCGAUUACGCCCGAGUGUUUGAUGGCGGCUGGGGAUGGAGCCCAGCUGCCGGCCACCGUCGCGGCCAGUCGGAGUGUGGAGAAAGCCCUGGAGGACGCCGCCGCCAGCGGAGCUCUCAACUUGGCCAACCGAAAACUUAAAGAAUUCCCCCGCAACGCCAAGAACUACGAUCUGUCCGACAUUACCCACGCAGAUUUGUCCAAGAAUCGUCUUUGCGAGCUGCCAGAGGAGCUAGGUCACUUUAUUUCGUUGGAGACGCUCAGUCUUUACCACAAUGGGAUGCGUUCGCUAUCCUCCUGCCUGGGGAACCUCCAGGCCCUUACCUACCUCAACCUCAGCCGUAAUCUGCUGUCCAGUUUAUCCCCGUCUGUGUUCGAGCUUCCGCUCCUGCGAGUGCUCAUCGUCAGUAACAACAAGCUGUCUUCCCUGCCUUCCUCCGUAUUUGCUCUCGCGCACCUCCGGCAGCUGGACGUAAGCUGCAACGAUUUGCAGUGUUUACCCGUGGAGCUCGGCCAGCUGGAGUGUCUGCGGGACUUGAACCUGAGGAGGAACCAGCUCCGCACCUUGCCCGAAGAAAUUUCCGAGCUCCCGCUCGUUCGCCUCGAUGUGUCCUGCAACCGGAUCACCCGGGUUCCCCUGUGCUACCGCCACUUGCGGCAUCUCCAGAGCAUCUCGUUGGACAACAACCCGUUACAGAUGCCCCCGGCGCAGAUUUGCUCCAAGGGCAAAUAUCACAUCUUCAAGUAUCUCAACAUGGAGGCCUGCAAGAGGAGCCAGGAGGAGCUAGAGAGGCACCUAAGGCCCACUGGCUUCAACAGCUGUUUGUCUGACCAGGAGUUCUUCACCAGUCAGUUCGGAGGACUGGACUCCGGUUUCAACAGCGUCGAUAGCGGCAGCAAAAGAUGGUCCGGCAACGAGUCCGCAGAUGACUUCUCGGAACGGUCCCUCCGCAUUUCCGAAGUCAGCAGAGAUCGGAGAAACCUGGAGGAGGAAGAAGAAGAAGAGGAGGAGGAAUCUCCUCUUGAAGUCAAUAAAGUCAACGGCCAAGCGGAGCAGGUGGAUUUCAUUGACAGCAGCGUUACCGAGGAAGAGGAGGAGGAGGAGGAACUGAAGACGGAUCCACCUACGCCUCCCUGCUCAGCGCUGGAAGUGAAGCAGAAAUCUGCGCCGUCCCAUGAUAAGAACUCGACAAUGUGCCGACCUAGUCUUCACGUGGAGAUCGCUAGCUCGCCGGCAGCCACACCCCUGAGCAAAUCUCCGACCAGCAGCCCCACCUCAGAAGAGCGCCGCCGGCCGGGCACGCUGCUCAUCUGGCAGGAACGAGAGCGACUUCAGCAGCAGCAACAGGGAGAGAAGGCCAGCUUGCCGAAGCCCCUCAUCAAAACAGGAAGUCUUGUGGCCUCCUCUGCGAUGACAGGAAGUAGUAGCUCCGAUGGACAAUCACCAGAAAACAGUCCGUCCCGCUGCGGUCUUCGACAGAGAUGUGCGAGUACCGAACAGGCCUUCGCACCGAACUCUUCAGGGAUGCUGCUGCUUCUUCAACGCUCCAGGAGCCGAACAGAAGGACCGUCCUCUCUGAAGACAUCUCCUCCUCCUACGGUCAACCAGAAACCCAACAGCUUCCUGUUCCGUACAUCAUCCCGCAGCAAUGUCCGUCCCACGGGGUUGUCCUCGAGCGACUCCCGCGCAAGCUUGCGCUCACCAAAAGAGGAGACCGCGGACGCCGCGGAGCUUCGUAAGACUCUGGAAGCCCGGCUGAACAUCACCUUGGCAGAGGACCUGGAGGAGGCGCUGUCCGAUGGCACCGUCCUCUGUCAGCUGGUCAACAGCAUUCGAGCACGCUCUGUCUCCAUCAUCCACAUUCCGUCCCCGGCAGUGCCCAAACUGAGCUCGGCCAAGUGUCGCCUCAACGUGGAGAACUUCAUCGCUGCUUGCCGCAAGCUCGGCGUCCCGGAGAUGGACAUUUGUGUGUGCUCCGAUGUGCUUUUGUGUAAGCCGGCCCGCGUGCUGCGAAGCGUGGAGGCCUUGCUAGCCCUGGAUGACGGAGCGGCGCGGUCCCCGCUGCUGGCCGCCGAUUUCCUGCUCUUCUACUGCGCCGCCAUGGCGCUGCUCUACGUCCUCUACUACUCCCUUCUCGCCUAAGACCAAACACUACAAUGCCUUGGCUUAGAAAACCACUACAACGCCCCGUUUUCUCCCGUCUCGUAUUCACGGCAGCGGCUAGCGACACACAGGGUGACAACAUAGCAUUUUUCCCACUUUUUUUUGGUUGUAAUUUUUGCACUGCUCGAAUCUUUGUCGCCUCCUAAAGAGGCAAACUGUGAAUGUCUACUUUAUAACCUGUCACAAGCACGACCCGAGUGCCUCUGAACUGACAAGACCCUUUGACUUGUGGCAGAACUAAAAAGGUACAUACUACAUAUUUUUUGUGUUUUGUCAACCGGCUGACUUUGUAAAGAUGUAAACAGGUUGUUAUUAAAUUAUAUCUUUUUUUAUUUAUUUUCAAGUGGAUUACGGAACUUGCGAAAUGGAACCUGCUAAGCUGAAAAUUUUUCUCGGUUAAUUUGGCACUUGUAACCGAUUCCCUUAUGGCUUUACUCUCCUCCCAACUGCUGUGCGAUGGUUGGUCCCCGUUAAGCUUUAUUUGUCCUGUCUGCUGCUGUUUUAUACAGUUUCUACUGGCUUAUACUGUUUGCAUUGGAUGUGCACUGUUGAAUUCCAAAUGUCUAUUUUACGAACCAGGCUUAUCCCGCCGGUUUCCGACGGCAUUCUCCGAAAUUUUGUUAUUUCGUUGGGAUAUUUAUACAUACUAUCGACUCCUUUUUCAAGUUGAUAUAAAUAUAUUUGUUAGAUUUUUUUCCUCCCUGCUGUUGCAAAGAAUUUAUUAAAAAUGGACUUUAUUACCA